Molecule: messenger RNA, 2624 nt
Organism: Paramecium primaurelia
Lineage: Eukaryota; Ciliophora; Oligohymenophorea; Peniculida; Parameciidae
Source: the annotation of a GenBank genome assembly
AUGAUUACAUAAUUUGAAGAAUAAAGUCUCUUAACAUCACCAACAACAAGCAAAAUUCUUUAAUUUACUUCAGAUAAUAUCUUAAUUUGUGGAUCAGGAAAUAGAUUAAUGGAGUAUAAUUUAUAUAACAAUACUGUAAAGCCAAUUAUCUAAACCAGAUAUAAUGUAAAAUACUUUAGUGUUCACAAUCAACAAUAUUAUUCAAGCGUAGAUGAUUAAUACAAUAUUCUAUGUAAUGGCAAACAUAUUAAGAGUAAAAACUAGCAAAUCAAAUAAAUUAAGCAUAGUCCAGAUGGAAAGAUGAUAGCAAUUGCUUAUCUAAAUAAAUUAAUUAUAUACACCUUAUAAAUGGAAAAGAUAAAAGUGCAUUCCAAUAAGCAUAAAAUUAAUGGAAUUUGUUGGUCACCAGAUAGUCGAUUUAUAUUAUCUUGGGGUGAUGAUAAUUCUGUAAUUAUUAAUAAUGUCUUUAAAUUGAGAUUAUAUACUGAUAUUAUGUUGUAAGCUCAUAAAUUCAAAAUAGCUUCAGCAUUUUUUUUAGGAUCUAAUGUUUAAUAUAUAAUGACCAUCGAUGUUCUAGGAAAAGUCUGUUUAUGGAAAUUUGUUACUGAUUAUGUUACUGAAUAAUAUGAAGCAAGAUAAAAAUUCUAAAAAACAAAGGCCUAACAUCAUUUAGGAGUUGAUAAUGAUUAGUCAGAAUACUCAAUAGAGGAAUUGAAAUAUAUGAGCGAUUUUGAAAAGAAUGUUCAUAAAGGUAGAUUCAUUUUAGAGAAGAAAAUAAAUAUCAAAGAAAAAUUGGUAAAGCAUUUUGCAGCGAUUAAAUCUGUCGCAUAUCAUUCAUCCAAUAUGAUGAUUGUUGGAAUGAAAAAUGGAGUUUUAACAUUGUUUAAAAUAGAACCCUCUGAAGAUCCUUUCUUAAUUUAAAUAUAAAGCUUUUAAAUAACCCAAACAUAAAUUGAUAAUUUGGCAAUCAAUAAAAAUGGAAAUUGGAUAGCUUUAGGUAUGAGAAAUACUGGAUAAUUGAUUGUUUGGGAAUGGAGAUCUCAGAGUUAUAUUUUAAACUAAUAAUCAUUGAGUUACGAAACUACCUGCUGCACUAUUAGUUAAGAUUUAACUACAAUAGCAGUUGGAACACUAGGAGGAAUAAUUAGAUUGUAUGACUAAACUUCAAAUUUCUGUAUAGCUAAAUUCAAUGAUUAACAUAAUUCUAAAGUAACAGGCAUAAAAUAUUGUCCUUCUAAACAAGGGGUAUUAAUAUCUUGUUCACUUGAUGGAACUGUUAGAGCCUAUGACACUAUUAGAUUAAAAUGUUUUAGAGUUAUGUAACCUGAAAUAUUGAAUUAAUUAUAAUGUUUAGAUGUAGAACCUUCUGGCGAUUUGAUUUGUGUAGGUGGUUUUGAUCCUUAUGAAAUCUAUGUUUUUAGCUUAUAAACUGGUUAAUUAGUAGAAGUAAUAUCAGGCCAUUAAGCUCCAAUUACAUCAAUUAAGUUCAUUUAAGCAGAGGAGAAGGUAUUAUUAAUCUCAGGUUCUUGGGAUAAAACUAUAAGAAUUCAUGAUUUAUAUGCCAGAGGGAUGAAGGAAGGUAGUGGUGGAGAUUCAAUGUUACACAAUAGCGAAGUUACUGCACUCGCCACUAGAGAUAAUUAAAUCGCUGUGGCUACUAUGGGUGGUGAAUUGGUUAUAUGGGAUGUUAAUGAAAGUUUAAUAUUAUUUACUUUUGAUGUUCAUAGAGAUGUCUAAGGUGGCAGGAUUUCUAGAGAAACUUUAGCAGCUUAAAAAAAUUAAAAUUUAAAGUAUUUUGUUACUAUUGAAUUUUCAAAAGAUGGGUAAUAUUUAAUUGGAGGAGGUAAUAGUAAAUUUAUUUGUCUUUAUGAUAUGAAAUAUAGAAUAUUGAUAAGGAGAUUUAUUAUUUCAAAUAAUUAUUCUCUUGAUGGAAUGAAAUUAAAAGUGAACUUUAAAACUAUUGAUUAAGAGAAUAAAAAUAUUGAAGAAUCUGAUGAUGAAAGAUAAAAAGAUAAUUUACCAGGAGCUAAGACAUUUGAUGUUUCAAAAAGGAGUAGUAAAAGAGUUCCUGUUUCAGUAUUUAAUUUACAAUUUACCGAAUCAAAUAGAGAAUUUAUUGUGUCUUCAAGUGAAGGAGUUUCUAUUUUUGGAUCAGCAAAAAGAAGAUAAUAUUUUGAUCCUUUAGAUAUUGAUGAAACUGUGUCAUUAGAAGAAAUUUAAAAAUAAAUCAAUUAAUAAAACUAUAUUGAAGCAUUAAUAUUAAGUCUUAAAUUAAAUGAAGCCAGUAUUUUAGACUAAGUUUUUAACUCAAUUCCAGUAGAUUCUAUUAUAACAACUGUUCCAGCCAUACCAGAAUCAUUAAUUGUUAGAUUAUUGGAAACCAUAAUAAGAUCAAUGCAAAUUAAUAGAUCAGUCGAAUCAUGUCUAAUUUGGAUUAAAUAAAUAUUAAUAGAUUUUGCUCCAUUAAUUAAAGGAUCAACUGCAAAUAAGAAAGUAAUUUUAUAAUAAAUUUUUAGGUUUAAAAUAUGCUAUAAGAAGUCUUAAAAUAAAUUAGACUUGAUUUUAACAGAAUAAAGAAUCCGAUAAGAAAGUGUAUCAAUAUUUUAGAAUAUUUAUCAAGUUGA